Molecule: messenger RNA, 615 nt
Organism: Symbiodinium pilosum
Lineage: Eukaryota; Dinophyceae; Suessiales; Symbiodiniaceae
Source: the annotation of a GenBank genome assembly
AUGGCUCGCCAGGGACAUCUUCACUUCGAAGGUGCGGAGAGCAUGAUCGAGGAAGUCCCGCUGGUGGAGGCGCCCAGUCGUCCCGCCAGGAAGUCCUGGUGGUAUGUCGCCGGAGCAGGUGUGGCAACCUUGGCGGUGGUGGGCUUGGCAAAGAGCAUGUUCCCAUCAUCCUUGACCUUCGGCAAGACUUCUGGCGUGAUGAGCAUGCAAGAGGUGCAGCACUGGGAGGACAUCCCGGGCAUCGACAAGGCUGUGAACAAUGGAGCUUUGUGUGCUGGCGACUUCACCGCCCUUACGGCCAACUUCGGAGAGAUUGCCACGGUGGGUGCGGCCGCGCGAGCGGACUGCAACUUCGAGAAGAAUGUCCAUGCGAUCCUCACCAAUCCCGAGCCGAAAGAAGUUCUACGUCGUGCAGAGCCUCAACGUCGUUUGGACGAGGCCCCGGAUCGCAUGCUCCCCACCCGAAAGUGGACACAGUUCGUCCCAGCCGGCGCUGCACCGGCCGUGGAGAAGUACGUGAAGGUCAAGGGCCACGUUGAGGCCAACCGCAACCGCGGCUUCGACAUCGCCCAGUGCGUUGCUGAUGUGACCAACUCCGCUGCUUACAUCGUCCGU